Molecule: messenger RNA, 2883 nt
Organism: Paramormyrops kingsleyae
Lineage: Eukaryota; Metazoa; Chordata; Actinopteri; Osteoglossiformes; Mormyridae
Gene: edn3b
Product: endothelin 3b
Biological process (GO): regulation of vasoconstriction; regulation of systemic arterial blood pressure by endothelin; intracellular calcium ion homeostasis
Cellular component (GO): extracellular region
Molecular function (GO): hormone activity; endothelin B receptor binding
Source: RefSeq, a predicted model, not a curated record
GGGGACGCCUGUGCUCUUCUGUCUCGCCCAGCGGGUGGUGGUGUUUCUCUUUAGUAAUGGCUUUGCGGCUUGUGUAGCGUGGGAAGUCCUUACAGUAUCUCCUAUUCAAAACGAGGGACUUUUCCCAGUCGUCGGUACAUGACAAGGGACGAUGAAAGAGAGUCGCCUUCUACUUCAGUCACGCCUGUGACCUGAAUUUUUACUCUGGUUUGAACCGAAAAAAAGAAAUGAAGUGCUCAUUUAUGGGUAUAUAAGAUAUUCCUGCAAGUGCAACAAGUGUUUUGUUGUGUUAUUUAAAUUUAUCAGUCUGGCUUUUCGGCAUAUUGUUCUGAAUUUUGCUUUUUUCUGUUUUUGGGCAAUUUCUUGAUCUGCAUAUUUAAAAACGCUAUUUUUUCCUGGAUAACUUUGUUUUUGGUUAUUAUUUUGAGAUGACUAAUUCUUGCAUUUUCACCCUUGGGAUUUUGUUUUUGGUAGAACUUGUAGCUGCAGUGGCAAGGGGUUCCUCACCAACCAGCACAGAUGUCAACAAGCUGACGGGACAUCAGACAGGGCAGCUGGUGGAACUCGUGAAGCAUCCCACAGUGGAGCCAGCUGGCUAUCCGAGAGGAACAGUGGUGGAUGUCAUGUGCCCCGAGUGUGAGAUGUCAAGGCCUCCUAUAAGAUCAAAACGGUGCACAUGCUACUCUUACAAAGACAAGGAAUGUGUGUACUACUGUCAUCGGGGCAUCAUCUGGAUCAACACGCCAGAGCGCACGGUUCCCUACGGCGAGUCCAGCUACAGAGGCCUGCAGCGCAUCCGUCGCUCCGGCCGGGGCGUGGCGUACAGCCAGCAGUCAUUUGGGCCUCAGCGGUGCCGCUGCAGAGAUCACACUGACUCCAGCUGCAGCAGCUUCUGUAGAGGGAGAUGGAGGACUCUGUCACAUUCUGCACAGCCAGCUGCAAACCCAUGUUAAGCUUCUGCAUAGAGGCCAAAGUCACCAGAACAACUGGAUUGUCUAGAAAAAACAGAAGGAGGGAACAGCCUCAUGCUACAGUAACUUGCCCUCCAUCUUCCAGCUUCCGGAGACCUGGGUAAUUCCAUCUCACUAAAACUCACUGCCUUUUUUACUCCCGGAAAAGGAGGAAGAAGAUUCUGGCUAAGCUUAAGGGAAGCGUUUAGGCACCGGUGACCAGAAAAUGUGAAAAAGCACUUUCCACCACGCCUGGCCUACAGAGACACCUCAACGUCUGUCAGUUCAAGUGGGAGUUACCAAGACACCGAGAAAACAGAGACAGAACAGCCGGCAAAAUUCUCACAUCAUCGAUUACAUAAAUAUAAAAAACUUUUGGUUUUGCUUCUGAGCAGUGUUCUUAUAACAAUCUAAACAUUGCCUGAGAGCUUUAGUAGACUUGCAAUACUGUAAAACACAUGUUUAAUUUAAAUUUUAUAUGUAUGAUUACAAAUAUACUAAAGUCUAUAUUAUUUAUAAAGCUUUAAGGAGUAUAACAGAACAUAUGAAUACCAUAUGAAUAUCACUCAACUUCACUCUGUUGUGCUGUUGCACUUCUUUAUUAGUUCAGUCUAUGACACAGUCCAUGACAUAGCACAACUGAGAUGAGUUUCUAACAGAGCCCUGGAAGGCAGCAUCUACUUCCAUAGCUCUCCAAUCACAUGAGCAAUACGUUUCUUUCAAGGUUUAAACCAAGUAUAAACCAAGAAUUGUUGGAAUCAUUCGGAAGGGACUAAGCAUGAGUACAACUUUUGGUUUAAGCUUUUACCAAACUAGAAGCCACAUAAAUAUAUAUUGUGUUAUUUAAAUGUUGAUUUUUAUUUUUUUAUUUUUUACUAGAAACAACUAUGAUAUGGGUCACACUUUACUUCAGGGGACAUGAAUAAUGUAGCAGUACACACUUGCUUAAUGCAUUAAUUAACCAGUAACUAAUGCUUGUUCAUCAUUAAUCAAUCAUGACAGUUCAUGUAUUCCAGUCAGACAUAUUAGUUAACAGUUAACUAAUUAGUUAAUAAUGUUAAGACUUCACUUGAGGCAAAUAUGAACUCAUGUACUAGAACAAAUCGUGAAAUACAUGAACUAUCAUGAUUGAAUAAUGAUGAAUGAACAUGGGAUCAGUACUUAACAAAAACUUAACUAAUGGUUAAUUAAUGCAUUAAGUAAGCAUGUACUACUACAUUAUUCAUGUCUCCUUAAGUAACACGUUACCAUGAUAUGCUUUGCAAGCAGCUGAGCCACUCUUAUUUAAUUUUUCAUUUUGUUAAUUACCUGCAUAUAGCUCAGGCCAUGAUCUGUACAAUUUAUAUAAAGCUAUACAACCUACUGAGUCUGUAUUGCUGAACUUCUACAUCUUUUUUAUUGUAAUCCUGUUAAGUAUCUGUAGUCUGUUAAACUUUUAGUUAAACUUUUAGUAUUAGAGGUGAAGGUGUAGAUGAGGAAGACAACUGUUUUAUAGAGCAAAGAAGAAUAUUCUUCUUAAUAAAGGGCACUCGCAAAUCUGUCUCCUACUCUAUAUUAUGUGUUCAGAUGUAUCAAUCAGCUUUGUGUCAUUAUUACCAGUGAGAAAGUAUCAGAAAUAUACUUAAAUAUCUUAAAUUUUUUAGGUGUGCAAUACCAGCUUAAUAAAAUUAACAGCAAUAUUAUUGUUGUUCCUGCAUAGCUUCUUUCUAGGUAUUACAGUUGUUAAGGAAAUUGGCUUGUAUGUGAAGAUAUCCUUGAACAAGCUCCUUUAAAAGGAUCAGCAAACAUUUGUUGCUUAAUAGCUGAGACUUAGAUACAGUCUUGCAAUCAGGAAAGGUUAUAGUUCUGAAAAAAAGCUGAAAAUGCUGUAUACAUACUAAAGAAAAUAAAAAGAACAAGGGUAACACUUUACUUGAUAGGGCAAAAAUAAUAU